Molecule: messenger RNA, 3618 nt
Organism: Trichoderma virens Gv29-8
Lineage: Eukaryota; Fungi; Ascomycota; Sordariomycetes; Hypocreales; Hypocreaceae
Exons: 1
Coding region: 1-3618 (1205 amino acids)
Biological process (GO): maturation of SSU-rRNA from tricistronic rRNA transcript (SSU-rRNA, 5.8S rRNA, LSU-rRNA)
Cellular component (GO): intracellular anatomical structure; nucleolus
Molecular function (GO): ATP binding; RNA binding
Source: RefSeq, a predicted model, not a curated record
AUGGCUAAGUUCGUGCCCAGACAGAGAAAGCACAAGGUGCUGGCUCGUGAGAGAGCCAAAGAAAGCGCUCGCCAUGAAGUCGAAGACACCAACCAGGAAAUCUUGCCGGCCGCAAAGAAAGAGCUGGAGGAGAAGAAGGCUCGCAUGAAGGAGCAGUUGAAGGAAGAUGGUGCAAAGAUGAGCGGCAAGAAGGCGAAGCGCCUGGAAAAGUACAUUGACAAUAAGCUGCGCAAAGACGAGAACCGCGAAUUGCUUGCGAAGCUCGCCGAGAGAAAGAUCGACACGAGUCUGUUUGCGAGCAGCAAAUCUCUGGGACAGGGUCGCGAAACGAAGAAGCAGGCGUUGUCUCGUGCGCUGAGAGAACACAGAGCUGGGGUUGAUCCUACAUCUUCGGUGGAGAAUGUUCUUUUUGAGCAGCGACCAGAGGUUGAUGAAGACGACGAAGAUGAUGAUGAUGCGCACAUGUCGGACGAUGCGACUGCACCCGUGGCACAACCCGAUACUGAGACGCCGAAAGCCGUUGCUCCGACUACCCAAGAGGCGGUGGCCUCGGCAGUGACUGCUGGAUCCGGUCUCAAACGGCCGCUCGAACUAGAUGACGAAGGCCGGCCGGUGAUUCAGAAGCGACAGAAGAGAGGAGGCUUGAAGACCAAAGUUUCACUCGUCCCAGAUAAGCAAUCGGAGUCUGAAGAGGUGGGAGAUGACGAUGAAUGGAAUGGUUUCAGUGGCGACGAGGAUGACAAGGCUGAGAAAGAUGACGAAUCGGACGAAGAAUCCGAAGACAACUCGAGCCAAAAUUCCGAAGACGAUGACGACUCUGAAUCUGAAGAAGAAACCAGCGAAGAGGAAGAUGACGAAGAAGAAGAGAUAGAUCAGGAACAAAAGAGCCAAAGAUCGUCCUCUUUCAAGGCAUGGGCCCAUCAGCAGCGAAACGAGGCGCUUGGAUACCAGCCUGUGGAUGCAACUUCGGCUGUGCUAGAUAUACCGAAGCCAGAAAACUUCGUCCCAAGAGCUCCUGAACAGGAUCCCUUACCGAUGGAAUUACAGAUAACCGAGAAAACGUCAAGAAAAGUCUUUAGCGUGGCUGUUGUAAGAACGCCCGAGAUCCAGGAGGCCCGAAUGAAGCUCCCUGUCGUCUCCGAAGAGCAGAGGCUCAUGGAGGCAAUCCACAACCACGACAUUGUUGUAAUUUGUGGUGCUACUGGUUCAGGAAAAACUACACAGGUGCCUCAAUUCCUGUUCGAGGCAGGCUAUGGAUCUCCCGACUCUCCAACACCAGGAAUGAUUGGUGUCACGCAGCCCCGUAGGGUUGCUGCUGUCAGUAUGUCUAAGCGAGUGGCAGACGAGCUUGGAGACCACUCAAGCGCGGUGGCCUAUCAGAUCCGUUUCGAAGGCAACGUUGAUGCAAAGACAGCCGUCAAGUUCAUGACUGAUGGUGUGUUGCUCCGAGAGGUUGCGCAGGAUAUUACGCUGCGAAAGUACUCUGCCAUUGUUAUCGAUGAGGCCCACGAGAGAAGUGUCAAUACCGACAUCUUGAUUGGAAUGCUUAGUCGAGUCAUUAAACUCAGAACCGAGCUGUCACAAGAGGACCCAACGAUUAAGCCCUUGAAACUCAUCAUCAUGUCUGCCACGCUAAGAAUAGAAGACAUGACGAUGAACCCUAGCCUGUUCUCAACACCACCACCUGUUGUGGAGGUCGAAGGACGACAGCAUCCUGUUACUAUCCACUUCGCUCGUCGUACUCACCACGACUACGUUGAAGAGGCAUUCCGGAAAAUCUGCCGCGGUCAUAAGAAACUACCCCCUGGAGGUUUCUUGGUUUUCUUGACAGGCCGCAACGAGAUUCUGCAGCUGAGCAAGAAGCUCAAGGCGGCUUUUGGCGGCCCAAGGACGGCUGAAGGUCCUAAAGUGAAGAUCUCGGCGACUGAAGCACCAGUUGAAGUCGAAGACCUCGAGUUUGGCGACGUUGACGAGCAUGAUUUUGACGAUAUCGAUGGCAUUGAGUCUGAUGUUGAAGAAGAAGGGGAUGACGAGUUCAAGAUUGAAGAGGAAGAUGAAGUUGUUCCCCUCAAGAUGCAGGUAUUGCCUCUGUACUCUUUACUUCCAGUCAAAGAGCAGCUGAGAGUCUUUGACGAGGUUCCCGAAGGAACUCGACAGAUUAUCCUUGCAACCAACGUUGCUGAGACCAGUUUAACCAUUCCCGGCAUUCGAUUUGUAUUUGACUGCGGACGCUCAAAAGAAAGGAAUUACGAUCGUCUCAGUGGCGUUCAGAGCUACGAGAUUGGCUGGAUUAGCAAAGCCAGCGCAAGUCAGCGAUCAGGUCGUGCUGGUCGUACGGGGCCUGGUCACUGCUACAGACUUUACUCAUCAGCGGUUUACGAGAGAGAUUUCCAAGAGUUUUCAGACCCUGAACUGCUGCGGAUGCCCAUCGAAGGCAUCGUGUUGCAGCUCAAGGCCAUGAAUCUACAAAACGUCGUCAACUUCCCGUUCCCUACACCUCCAGACCGACAGAUGCUCGCCAAGGCCGAAAAGCUCCUCACAUAUCUUUCUGCCAUAUCUCCCAGCGGCCAGGUCACCAAGGUGGGAACAACAAUGUCCAUGUUCCCCCUGUCCCCUCGAUUCGCAAGAAUCUUGCUCGUGGGACACCUCCACAACUGUCUGCCGUAUACAAUUGCUCUUGUGGCUGGUUUAUCCGCGGCAGAAGUCUAUCUUGCAGAGAACCAGGCUAUUCCGGCUCUGGCUGAGAAAGAAGACACAGCAAUCCGCACCGCGGCUGAUGUAAUUGAGGAAGAUCGCCAGGCCAACGUUCGGCGACUGUUCAACCAAGUUCACAAGAACUUUUGCUUCUUGGAUGACAAGUCUGACGCCAUCAAGCUUCUGCAAGUGGUAGGCGAGUUCGCACAUGAGCCAACCGAGCAGUGGUGUGAAGCCCAUUUCGUCCGCUACAAGGUCCUUAAGGAGAUCCAACAGCUGCGGAAGCAAAUAACUGAUCUUUUACGUGCAAACAUCCCCUCCUUCGCUGCGCUGCAAUACCAGGAAAAGCUGGAUCCCCCCUCACCAAAGCAAGUCAGCGCGCUGAAACAGAUGACAGCCGCCGGCUUCUUGGACCAAGUCGCUAUCCGCGCCGACCUGGCACCCAACCCACCCGAGCAAUUCAGAAAACCUCGCCGCGCCAUCGACGUGCCCUACAUCCCGCUCAUCCCCCUCCACAGGCCCGGCAGCGGCGAAAACCCCUGCGUCUACAUCCACCCUACCUCCUCGCUCGCCCACGUCAGCCCCCAGGAGUGCCCCGAGUACAUUGUGUACGCCUUCCUGCAGCGCGCCACGCCUUCCGGCGCGCUCGACUCGGAGAAGAAGCCAAAGACGAGAAUGCACGCGCUCACUGAUGUGACGGGCGGGCAGCUUGCUGGGCUGGCAAAGGGCACGCCGCUCAUUAGCUAUGGAAAGCCGAUCAAGGAGGUCAAGGCACAGGCUCUGGGCGCCGAUGGAGCGACGACACGAGAGUGCUGGGUCGUUCCGUAUUUGAGGGCGGAGAAUACGGCUGGUCAGGGAUGGCCGUUGCCGGCGCAGAAGGUGAAGCAGAAGAAGGUGGCUGGCAAAGGAUGGGUUGUAGAAUGA